Molecule: messenger RNA, 1383 nt
Organism: Myiozetetes cayanensis
Lineage: Eukaryota; Metazoa; Chordata; Aves; Passeriformes; Tyrannidae
Product: gastrula zinc finger protein XlCGF7.1-like
Exons: 2
Coding region: 254-958 (234 amino acids)
Biological process (GO): regulation of transcription by RNA polymerase II
Cellular component (GO): nucleus
Molecular function (GO): RNA polymerase II cis-regulatory region sequence-specific DNA binding; DNA-binding transcription activator activity, RNA polymerase II-specific
Source: RefSeq, a predicted model, not a curated record
CUUGCACAUCAUCUGCCCUCCCUGCAGGUUGCUGUCCUGGAGAGCAAGCCCUGAGGUGUCCCUGAGCAAUGGCCCGGAGGUGAGCCCAGAGGUGGCCCUGAGGUGGCCCUGAGAAGAAGUGGAAGGCAGAGGUGGUGCUGAGGCAGGAGAGCCCCCUGCUGGGGAAGAGGCUGAGCUGGGAGUGCCCAGCAGCGAGAAGGUGCUGUGUCCAUGCCCUGUGUGCCAGGAUUUGUCCUUCCCAAAGUUUGGGCUGAUGGAGGAGGAGGCUGCGGAGAAGAGGAAAAGGCCACGGGCCCCCCAGGCAGGUGAGGAGGAAGUCAGUAGCCCUUUGGCCCUGUCUUGUGGUGCAUCUGUUGAGCAGCCUCCCAGCAGAGAGAAGCCCUUCAGGUGCUUGGAAUGUGGGAAGAACUUCAGACAGAGCUCCACCCUCCUCAACCACCAGCACAUCCACACUGGGGAAUGGCCCUACACAUGUAGGGAAUGUGGGAAGAGCUUCAGGAAGAGGUCCAUUCUCCUCAGCCACCAGCGCAUCCACACUGGGGAACGGCCCUACGUGUGUAGAGAAUGUGGGAAGUGCUUCUCCAAGAGCUCCAACCUCCACAGCCACCAGCGCAUCCACUCCAAGGAACGGCCCUACACGUGUAGGGAAUGUGGGAAGACCUUCAAGCAUAAAUGUGCCCUGACUCAACACCAGCAUUUCCACACUAAGGAACGGCCCUACACAUGUGGGGAAUGUGGGAAGAAGUUUAAGACCAGCUCAGCUCUCCUCGUCCAUGAGCGGAUACACACAGGGGAGAGGCCCUUCCGCUGCACCGACUGUGGAAAGGGCUUCUGGAACUUCACCCUCGUCACCCACCGGCGCAUCCACACUGGGGAGAGGCCCUACAAGUGUGAGGAGUGUGGGAAGAGCUUCACCCAGAGCUGUGCUUUGACCAGACACCAACAGACCCACCAGUAAGAGAAGCCCUAUGAGUGUCCCGACUGUGGGAAGAGCUUAGGCCGCUGCUCCCACCCCGAAUGUCCCCCUGAUGGUGAGGCAACCCCUGGAGUCCAGUGACUGUCAGUCCAUCCCUUUCUACCACAAAGGGUCAGUCCCCAUUUGCCAGGGGCAGGUUCUGCCAACAGAACCCUUCUUGGGGGUGUGUGGAGAUUCCUGCCUUGGCUGGGACCCCCCAAGGUCACUGCUGGAAGUUGAGAGCAGAGAUCUCCCCACGAGCGUUGGUCUGGGGGAGUUCCAUCCAUCUCUAAUUCAUAAUUCUUGCUUUGAUGCCAACUUGAGUAGAAUUGCUUCAACAAUUGCUUUAGUGUAGAGCACUGUCCUAUCUUAUGCUGUACUACUGGUAGUUUUAGUGUUUCUAUUGUGCAGGAAAUAAUUCUGAUGAA